CUUCCUCAUCUCAUCCAUCUUGGCAUGUAUCUUCCACAUGGUCGGAGUUGGCGGGCGAUCCAAAGCGUGCGAUAACUGCAAAACUCGUCGAGUCAAAUGUGAUCUUCGAAAGCCACAGUGCGGAAGGUGCGUAACAGCGCGACUACGAUGUGGUGGCCCUCGCGGGAUCACGUUCAUACAAUUCGAUGGCCAAGGCCAGUCUGCCCAGCCUGAGCAUCGCGAUUCCGCGGGGUGCUCAGCUGUCGAAAUCGGCACCAGGACGCCAAGGACUGCUGAUCAGCCUCGUCUGGAGAUUCAUGGAGCACUGUCGCUUUCUCGCGAUGAUGUCUUCACCGCGUUCACCCUCUCAAAUUUGUUGCCGGUGCAAAGCCUGUUGGCGUUCAAUCCUGGGGUCAUUACGAUCAAGUCCCUUUCUGCGCUUGCGACUUCUUACUUCGGCAUCAAGCAUCAGGAUAGCGCUAUCACGCAGUAUGGAUUCAAGAGGUACAGCGACGCACUUAAAAUUGUGCAUUCGGCUCUCGAGGUUUCGGCGUCUCCGCCUUCCUUUGAUCUGCUUGAGGCGGUCAUGAUCAUGGCACUUAUCGAGUUCCUCAUCUCGGAUCGUAUCGAUGGUUGGAUAAACCAUGCACGUGGGUUAGAAAGGCUCUUCGAAUUGCGCGGACCUGAAGCUAUGGUAUCACCCCCGUGUCUUGAGGUCUUGGACAGGACACGCCCGUCUCUUAUCUUCGCAGCUAUUGUCUUGCACGAGCCAACAAUAAUGUCGGAGAACAGGUGGAAACACAUCCCCUGGAGCUUACACCCUGAGCACAUCGACUCGCUCAAGCUCUUGUUCGACAUUGUCGCUGAUUACCCUCAACUCUUCAUUCUGCGUGAUGAGCUUUUGUCAGUUGCGGAUGAAGACACAAGGGUUGCUGGGACACGAAGUCUCUCUCUACAAUGUCAUGAGGUCAUCACCAAACUGGAGAACUGGGGAGAGACUUUUGCGUCUGAUCCGUUUCACACCCCUUGCGAGACACCCGCAUGUCAACCGACACCGCUCAUCGAAGACGAGUAUGGCGCGCUACAUCCAGCCUGGUCUACUACCUUCCGAUACCAAUCACUUUAUCAUGCGAACGCUAUCACAAUCUACAACGCCGCUAUCAUAAUGGCCCUCCGUUUCGCCGACAGUAUCGAUGCUGAGUUGAUGUCAUAUUCAGAUUGGCAUAUCCGACAGGAACAAAUAUCGACAGCGGCACUCAGCAUAUGUCGUAGCGUCGAGUACCAUCAGCUAGAGGACUGGGGCGAACAGGGCUGUUUUGCACUACUCUUUCCUCUGCGCAUGGCAUAUGAUGGCAUGAGCGAGAAGGAGCCGACAGUAGCAUCAUGGAUAAAAUCUGUCAUGCAAGACAUAUCGGCUGGUAGACGAGGGCUCUGGAGAUCCGCGAAAAGCAUCCUAGAUGUUGGCAAGUGAAGUCACGGUAAAGUAAAAAGGUAGAACAACCGGGUCAUCGCAU
Alternaria rosae is the source of this 1493-nucleotide messenger RNA. RefSeq lists its product as uncharacterized. Bases 38 to 1450 code for a protein of 470 amino acids. Gene Ontology annotation, biological process: regulation of DNA-templated transcription. Gene Ontology annotation, molecular function: DNA-binding transcription factor activity, RNA polymerase II-specific; zinc ion binding. The record is from RefSeq and is a predicted model, not a curated record. Lineage: Eukaryota; Fungi; Ascomycota; Dothideomycetes; Pleosporales; Pleosporaceae. The transcript has 3 exons.